CACUAAAUGCAUUAUAAUAAUCUGUAAAUAUUGGACGCUUUAUUUUAAACAGAGAGUAGAAACAUUGAGUGAUCGAUUAACUCGGGCAAUUAAAUCUUCAAAAACACAAUGUUUAAAUUUAACAUUGUCUCAGUGGUUGCUACGUAAUGUGAUUGGGUUGUUGACAGAAAAUGUGGUUUAAAUUUACGCUCUUUCUUCUGGUCGAUGGAGUGCUAUCAGCAAGGCAGAGUCGCUUUGUAAAUGUGGAGUGCAAAAUGUUGGAUCCCUCCUACGCCACUUAUAAGAAAUGCAAUUUAAAAAUACUUGGUCGUGGCGUUGUUGCUUUAAAUGUGCAUGCGGUAUUACAAAAGGGACCCUUCAACAAUGCUAAGGUAAAUGUGUGUCUGUUUCGCAAAUUUAAUGGAUAUCGCCCUUUUAUGUUCAACACAACUGUUGACUAUUGCAAGUUGAUGGCCGAUCGGCGUAAGCAAUUAUCGUUCCCAAAGAUCGUCCGUGAUUCUUUAGCCAAUUGUUCGAACUUAAAUCACACGUGUCCUUAUGAGCAUGACAUAAUUGUGGAUAAUAUGGUAUUUGACGAGACAUUUUUCAAAUAUUUACCGCUGCCGACCGGGGAUUAUAAAAUUCAAAUUAUGGCUGCAACCGACAAUGAAUGGAAAACCAUUAUAAAUAUAUAUAUACAAUGGGUCUUCGACUAAAGAACGAUACAAUAUUUCUCUUAAAGCACACAAUUUAAGCAAACGGCUUGGAA
Molecule: messenger RNA, 748 nt
Organism: Drosophila grimshawi
Lineage: Eukaryota; Metazoa; Arthropoda; Insecta; Diptera; Drosophilidae
Exons: 3
Coding region: 171-695 (174 amino acids)
Source: RefSeq, a predicted model, not a curated record